AGUAAACUCAAGUUAAUUAAUAAAAAUUAAUUAAAGUUAUACUAGAAUUACCGUAAAAAGUGCUUUUGGAAAAUGUCGGCAAUAAAUCAAGGAAGACUAUGCACAAUUGCCCUUCUGCUACCAUUCAGUGCCCUUAUUGGCUUUCCAUUGGUCAAAAGUAGACCCACGGAUAAUGAUAAGCCUUAUCUCAUGGAACUAAAGAGUCUCAGAUAUGUUUUACAUAAUAAAGUCAUACCCGGAAUUGAAGAACUUUAUGGACAUAAACAUAAGGAAAUCAGCCUAAGUUCAUUUAAGCGUAGGAAAAUUGAGAGUAUUAAGAGAUAUAUGGAAGAUAGUAGUAUAUCGGAAUUAGAGGCCUUGAAAAUAACCCUUCGACUGACCACUAAAUUUUAUCAAGAAAUAAAACAAAUAAAAGAAAUCGAAUUUGAAAGUUUUAACGUUUACUUUUACGAUAAGCAAAUUGAACGAGAGAAGAUUAUGAAUCGACUAAUACACGGGCUGGAUUUGGUGAAUUCGGAACUUAAUCAAGCUAUCGAGGACAUCUUAGAUUUUUACCCGAAAUAUACCCUAAAACAUAAAAAGAAAUUACUGGAAAUUCAACCGGACUUCUUCGGGAAUAUUAUGGAUAUCGAUUUUAAUUUUAUCGACUUCUUAAAUCGAUUCCUGGAUAUUGCUAUUAAACGCUUCGAAGAUGAAUAAUUUAUACUGUGAUAAAAUAUUAGAUCGGAUAUUUCCAAAUUACUAAUAUUAGGUUUAUGACAAUAAGUUAUUUAUUAUUAGGAACAAAGUCAGUAGUGUGAUUAUUUAAAUAUUAAUUAGUAGUCAUACCAAAAAAUAGUUUAGGCGAGUGUA
Anthonomus grandis grandis is the source of this 852-nucleotide messenger RNA. RefSeq lists its product as uncharacterized. Bases 73 to 699 code for a protein of 208 amino acids. The transcript is spliced from 4 exons. Lineage: Eukaryota; Metazoa; Arthropoda; Insecta; Coleoptera; Curculionidae. The record is from RefSeq and is a predicted model, not a curated record.